UGUGGCGACAGCGCGCAACGAUGAAGUAGCACGGGAGGUCCCUUGGAAAAUGAGGCCAGGGUCCCUGCUGCAGCUCGCUCUGCUGCUCGCUCUACCCAGGAGCCUGCAAGGCAGAGGGUGUGCGUCUCCACCCUGCGAGUGCCACCAGGAGGACGACUUCAGAGUCACCUGCAAGGAACUCCACCGAAUCCCCAGCCUACCGCCCAGCACCCAGACUCUGAAGCUCAUCGAGACUCACCUGAAGACCAUUCCCAGUCUUGCCUUUUCAAGUCUGCCCAAUAUUUCCAGGAUCUAUUUAUCUAUAGAUGCAACUCUGCAGCGGCUGGAACCACAUUCUUUCUACAAUUUGAGUAAAAUGACUCACAUAGAAAUCCGGAACACCAGAAGCUUAACUUACAUAGACCCUGAUGCCUUAACAGAGCUCCCUCUGCUCAAGUUUCUUGGCAUUUUCAAUACUGGACUUAGAAUAUUCCCUGACCUGACCAAAAUUUACUCCACGGAUGUAUUCUUUAUACUGGAAAUCACAGACAACCCCUACAUGACUUCCGUCCCUGAAAAUGCAUUCCAGGGACUGUGCAAUGAAACCUUGACCCUGAAACUAUACAACAAUGGAUUUACUUCAAUCCGAGGACAUGCUUUCAAUGGAACAAAGCUGGAUGCUGUUUACCUAAACAAGAAUAAAUAUCUGACAGCUAUAGACAAAGAUGCCUUUGGAGGAGUAUACAGUGGACCAACUUUGCUAGAUGUGUCUUCCACCAGCGUCACUGCCCUUCCUUCCAAAGGCCUGGAGCACCUCAAGGAACUGAUCGCGAAAAACACCUGGACUCUCAAAAAACUCCCUCUGUCCUUGAGUUUCGUCCACCUCACUCGGGCGGAUCUCUCUUACCCAAGCCACUGCUGUGCUUUUAAAAACCAGAAGAAAAUAAGGGGAAUCCUAGAGUCUCUGAUGUGUAAUGAGAGCAGUAUCCAGAACCUCCGGCAAAGGAAAUCAGUGAAUGUCCUGAGGGGUCCCAUCUACCAGGAAUAUGAAGAAGAUCUGGGUGACAACAGUGUUGGGUACAAACAAAACUCCAAGUUCCAGGAGAGCUCGAGCAACUCGCAUUAUUACGUCUUCUUUGAAGACCAAGAGGAUGAGGUCGUCGGCUUUGGCCAAGAGCUCAAAAAUCCUCAGGAGGAGACUCUCCAAGCCUUCGACAGCCACUAUGACUAUACUGUGUGUGGGGACAACGAGGACAUGGUGUGUACCCCCAAGUCAGAUGAGUUCAACCCCUGUGAAGAUAUCAUGGGCUACAAGUUCCUGAGAAUCGUGGUGUGGUUUGUCAGCCUCCUGGCUCUCCUGGGCAAUAUCUUUGUCCUGGUCAUUCUGCUUACUAGCCACUACAAAUUGACUGUACCACGCUUUCUUAUGUGCAAUUUGGCCUUUGCAGAUUUCUGCAUGGGGGUAUACCUGCUUCUCAUUGCCUCUGUAGACCUCUACACACACUCUGAGUACUACAAUCACGCCAUCGACUGGCAGACAGGCCCUGGGUGCAACACGGCUGGUUUCUUCACUGUUUUUGCUAGUGAGUUAUCAGUGUACACACUGACCGUCAUCACCCUGGAGCGAUGGUACGCCAUCACCUUCGCCAUGCGCCUGGAUAGGAAGAUCCGCCUCAGGCACGCAUACACCAUCAUGGCCGGGGGCUGGGUCACCUGCUUCCUUCUCGCCCUGCUCCCGAUGGUGGGAAUAAGCAGCUAUGCCAAGGUCAGCAUCUGCCUGCCGAUGGACACCGACACCCCUCUUGCUCUGGCGUACAUUGUCCUUGUUCUGCUACUCAAUGUUGUUGCCUUUGUUAUUGUCUGUUGCUGCUAUGUGAAGAUCUACAUCACGGUCCGAAACCCCCAGUACAACCCGAGAGAUAAAGACACCAAGAUUGCCAAGAGGAUGGCCGUGCUGAUCUUCACCGACUUCAUGUGCAUGGCGCCCAUCUCCUUCUAUGCGCUGUCGGCACUUCUAAACAAGCCUCUCAUCACCGUUACUAACUCCAAAAUCUUGCUGGUUCUCUUCUACCCCCUCAACUCCUGUGCCAAUCCAUUUCUCUAUGCCAUUUUCACCAAGGCCUUCCAGAGGGAUGUGUUCAUUCUGCUCAGCAAGUUUGGCAUCUGCAAACGCCAGGCCCAGGCCUAUCAGGGUCAGAGAGUCUGUCCCAACAAUAGCACUGGUAUUCAGAUCCAAAAGAUUCCCCAGGACACGAGGCAGAGUCUCCCCAACAUGCAAGAUACCUACGAACUGCUUGGAAACUCCCACCUAACUCCAAAACUGCAGGGGCAAAUCUCAGAAGAGUAUAAGCAAACGGCCUUGUAAAGGAAGGCUGCACUGUUCACAGUGGGACUUACAGAAGGCUGGUUUCUUGAACAUGCAUUCCAGUCCUGUGAUGCAUGAACACAUAGGUCCGUGAGGGUCAUGACUCAUCGGGUCAGAGUUCAUCUCUAGAAUGUUUUGCCUAAGAAGGGAGACAAGCUAUCAGCAUGUCUGAGUCCUAGGUGAUAGGACAAUCAUCUGUGCUCUCCGGGAGGUUUGUUGGUUGCUUGUCUAUGAUGCUGUGAGGCACGUUCCUGAACCAGUCCCACAUUUUGCUUCUCCAUUUUAUGCAGUGUUUUAUACUAAAGACUCAACAACUGGCUAGUGUUCAUUUACUUAAGCAACUCCAAAUUAGCUCCCCUUGAAAUAACCAAAGAAAGUUUUUGUUCCUUAAAAAAAUAAAAUGCCAGGAUAAAAUCUGGUCUGUUAAAAAAAAAAAGAUUAAAAUAAAAUUAAAUAAAUAAAUAAAUAAAAUGCCACACUUGGGAGGUGUAGGCAGGGGGAUCCAGUUCAUACUUUAUGCAGAGAAUUCUAAGCCAACCUGUGCUACAAGAAACUCCACCUGGAGAUACCCAAAGAACCCUGGAGAGGCAAACAUAACUAGAUGUCAUCACAUAAUUGCUUUUAUUAAACUGAAAGAAAAGAAAGUCUGGUUUUGAGAGUUUUUUCUCCUUCAUCCCCAGACUCUGAAACAAUUAACUCUUCCCUGGGCUCUGCCAGCCCUGACCCAGCUGAUACAUGCUGGCUGGAGAAACUGCUAAGAUUUCAGCUUUUAUGACUGAGCAAACUAAGAAUUAUCUUCUCAUACAAGACAUGAGCUCUGGGAGAGAGUUCUAAGGGCCACAUGGGGAUGGGGACAGGGCAUACUUGGUCACCUGUUGAAUAAGACAACUAUAUACUGGUUAACUGUCGGGCUUUGAGCAAGUCCCUGGACCUCUAAAUUCUGUAGAAAUGGAGGGAUUUGAUGCCCUGUCUCUCCCUCAAAAGAUAUGUGCUCAUGUCAAAGAGAAAAAAAACACUACUUAAGUAACCUUUUUUCCUACCUUGUGAAGUUGCUGUCUGCUUCCUUUUGGAGUGGCCUAAGACGCUUUUACUUUAUUUCAUUCUUUGAUCAUCAUGUUUGAACCAAAAGUUCUAUUGAGUGACACUGCUGUCAAGUCCAAAACAUACCGGAAUUUAUAUAAUCUGUUAAUCAUACAGCCAGGCUUGGUGGUGUACGCCUUUAAAUCCCACUACUGGGGACACAGAGGCAGGUAGAUUUCUGAAUUUGAGGCUGGCCAGGUCCAAGACAGCCUGGUCUACACAGAGAAACCCUGUUUCAAAGGAAACAACACAAAUUAGACUAAUAAUAGAGUCAAUACUCUAUUAUUGUGACUAUGUAGGCCCACUUCAAAACAUUUAACUCAUCCUCACAGAUCCAUUUUUUUUAAGCUCUCUGGGGUUCACCCACACUAACACUGUCAAGAGAUAAGCCUUUUCACCAGACACUACCAGUCCCUUCUGACCCUGCUAGUCACUGACAUAAAACAUGUGUGUCCCCAGAGUAGCCUUGCUUCAAACGGGAACUGCAUCCUCAGGUGCACCUCUAGUGUCUGGUCCACUCCUAUUUAUUUCUAGGUGUCCCCACAAGCAGACUUGGCAUUUGCUUCUCAGUGCUCAUGAACCAAAGCAGGAACUCUAAGGGUUGUGCCACUUUAAGUCUAUGAAGUAGGAUUUAUGGGUCACCUGACAUGGUCCCUUUUUUACUGGUC
Apodemus sylvaticus (European woodmouse) is the source of this 4092-nucleotide messenger RNA. RefSeq names its product thyroid stimulating hormone receptor (gene Tshr). The transcript is spliced from 10 exons. Gene Ontology annotation, biological process: G protein-coupled receptor signaling pathway. The record is from RefSeq and is a predicted model, not a curated record. Gene Ontology annotation, molecular function: thyroid-stimulating hormone receptor activity. NCBI's taxonomy places the organism in Eukaryota, Metazoa, Chordata, Mammalia, Rodentia, Muridae. Gene Ontology annotation, cellular component: membrane. Bases 50 to 2344 code for a protein of 764 amino acids.